AUGAAUAAUUAAGAAUUAUUAGAAUUAGUAGAUAUUGAUUAAGAAGCUGGAUGGCGUAUUCUAUAAGCAAAGAAUAUAAAGUUGAAUGAUAUUAUCUACUCAGAUUUUAAUUAAUAAUAUCUAGCAAUUUGUUUAAAAGAUUAUACUAUUUUUGAGCAUUGUCUUGAUCAUGUAUUAAAAUAUGAAAACAAUGAACUUUUUCAAUUUAUAUACAAAUACUUUGAUAAAGAAUUCACAUACAACUGCCUUUAGAUGUAGCCUUGUUUUUCUUGUUAUAAACAUACAGAUGUGAUUGAAUAAAUAAAGAAACCAAUAUAAAAUGGAUAAAGGUCUAAAAUGAUUACAUAUCAAUUUCAGAAAAUCUAUGAAAUAUCUGAGAUCUAAUUAGAUGUGAGAGAAGAAUUUUAAGGACGCAUAAGAAUCCAUUUACCAGGAGAUGAAAUAAUCCCUUUUACUUAAGAACUUAAACCUCCUAUUAUUGCAUAAUCAAUCACAUUAGAAUAUCCAUUACAAGAAAUAGAUAGACAUUCUAAUAUUUGUAUAUGUAGUACUUUUAGAAGGGAAGUUGAGGAGUGUCCAAGAUGUUAAGGAAAACAAUUAUAAAUAACUUUUUCUUGUACUCCUGUAAUUGAUAUUUAAGCAAUAACAAAUGAAUCAGAAGUACAAUUAAUAAAUAAUAUAAUUUCUGAUUUAGAAUAAGUGAAAUAGUAGAAUUAUGAAAAGUUGAAGGAAUAUUAUAAUGCUAUUUCAUAAUAUAAGUUUAAAGUUUAAAUGAUUCAAAUGAUGAAAGAGGCUUAUAAAGAAUUUAAUUAAGCAGCUAUAUUAUCAAAAAGGUAUAGUAGACGUGUUAGAUAAUUUUAUAAUGGAAUGGAAGAAGAAAGAGAAUUAUGUUAAUUUUCAAAUUGUAUAGAAUGCAGUAGAAGAGUUCUAUGUUAAGCUGAGAAUGUAAGUGAAUCUUUAUUACGUAAACUUUACUUUUCUAAUAAUGUCACACAUAAAGAAAGAGAAACUGCUAUUAAAUUACUUUAACCUACAAUAAUUUAUUAAGUAAAUGAUUUAGAUUAGAUUGCAAUUAGAGAGGAUAUAUACAGAGAGUUCUGUUUAUAAGCUUAAUUAUAUUUAAAGGGUGAGAAUAAAAUGGAAUUUAUUAAUUAAUUUUUAAUGAAAUGCAAAGAACUAAAAUUAGAUGAAAUUAUUAUAGCAAUCUUAAAAACAUUAAAUUAAGUAUAAAUCACUUAAAUUUAAUAAUUAUUGAGUGAUAAUAAAGUAGAAAGUAUAUGUUUAAAAGAUAAUAUCAUAAGUUAAUUAUUUUUAAUUGAAAAUGUAGAAGUUUAAGAAAAUUUAAGAGAGUUAGUAAUUGGGAUUUGUAAAGUUGAUGAAAUUUUAGGAUUGAAUUUAUUUUUAAAUGGAUUGUAAUAUACAAAUGAUACUUCUUUUUAUUAACUUUUUGAUGAAAUUAAAAUUAAAUCAGCAGGAGAUGCAGUUGUUGAAUAUUUAGUAGGUUUUAUAAAAGAGAAUUAUAGAAAAUUAGAAUCUUAGAAAAUAUUAAAAUGUUUUGAAAUGAUUUAAAAAUGUUGGAAUAUUUUAAGUAAUGAUCAAUUAAAAUGGUAUAUUGAAUUAGAUAAAUUAUUUAAUCAUAUUGGUUAAAAUAAUGCAAGAAUUAAUUAAGUAAUAUAUUUCAAAUUAUAUUUAGAUAUAUAAUCAUUUAUAUUAGAAUAUGUAGAUUAAUGAUAAUUUCGAGAUUCUAAAAUACUUUAUUUUAUAAUUAUUAAAUGAGAAUCAAUAAAAUCAAUAAAUUUAAAGACUUUCAUAAAUGAUUCAUAAUCUCUUAUUUAAGAAAUUAGAUUUUAGAAUUCGAAUAUGGCCAUACAAAACAAAUCAAUAAUUUUAUUAAAAGGAGGUUGAAUAUUCAUCUGUAAAUUUUGAAACGUAAAUUAUAUUAAAUAAUUAAAUAGAUUGGAAUAAUUAAAAGAAAUGGCAUAAAAAGAUUUAGGUUUAGAACCUCAAUUUGAUUUUAUAAUAUAAGAAAGGAUAGUAAAUGAUACUAGUCUUGAUUUAGAAUUGGUAUAUAAAGGAUUUUAUAUACCUGAGAAAGCAAAGUAAUUUAAAAAUGGAUAAAAAAUAUUAUCUAUAAACAAUGCAUAAUAAGACCCUUAAAUUCAAAAAGAGAAACAAAAAAUUAAAGAAUUAAUAUAAUAAAAAAUUUUAAUGGAGAUAAAUUAUUCAAUAUAAGGUGUUGGAAAUCAUGAUGAUUUGCCUUAUAUUCCAAGUUUAGCAGAUGAGAAAAAAUAAUAGUUAGAAAAAUAAAUAUCAAGUGUAAUAGAACCCUAACAUUUAAAAAUCUUAUUUACAUUAAUUAAUAAUUUAAUAUAAGAAGGAAAGAGAUUCAUGAGUACAGUGUAAAAGAUUGUAGGUAUAAUGAGAUUUUUAUGUAAUUCAUCAAAUUAAAUAAAACAAUAAAUUAUUAAUUGUUAAGGGAUUGUUGUAUUAAUCAAGAUUUACUUAUAAGAACCAAAUGAAAAUGAAAAAUUAUUAGAUUUUAUCGAUGAUUUAUUAACUUAAACAACUUAAAUGAGAAGAAGAUUUAGUGAAAAUAUUGAUCCAUUUGAAUUAAAAUUCCAUGAUAAAGAAAGUGUAACACUUCUUUAUUAAGUUAUUAAUCAUUUAGAAUUAAAUCCAACUUAAAGGAUAACUAAAACAUUAAUACAAAUUAUUCCAUUAAUUAUUCGAGAUUUAAAUGAACCAAUAUAAGCAUUAAUUAAAUAUUUUAAAAAGAGCAUUAAAUUUGAAUGGAAUAAUCAAUAAUUAGCUUUUUUUGGAUCAAUAUUACAUGCAACUCCAACUCAUUAUUAAAAGUUAAGAGAAGCAACAUUAAAUAGUGGCAUAUAUCAAUUAGCAAUUGAAUCUUAUUUAUAAAAUUAAUCACUUGAAGUUUGGAGUGAAACAAAUGCAAGUUGUUUAAAAAUUAUAUUUUCUGUUGCUAUAGGAUCUAGAGAAUGUUAAUUGUUAUUAAAUGAAAUAGGAUUCAUGUAAUAAAUAUUUUAACAUUCAAACAAUCAUAAUUAAGUGAUGAAAGAAUUAUCUAAGGUUUGUAAUGAUUGUAUAAAUUUUAUAAAGAAUGAUGAUGGAUAACAUAUUAUAUAAGAAUUAAAAACUACAAUAAAUAAACUAACAAAGGAUAAAGAUUAAAAGUUUGAAGAAAGUUAUAAAAAUAAAAAACAAUAAAUAUAGAAGAAAUUUCAAAAAUCAAGUUAUAAUUAAAAAAUAUAAUCUUUAUAAAUUGAGAAAGGAUUAUAGUGUGUAGCUUGUAAAGAAGGUUAUUCAUUAAGUUAAAAUUAAUUAGGGAUAUAUGUUUUUUCUCUUCCUUAUUAAAUUCCAGAAGAAAAAGCAUUUUUAUCUAUGUAGAAAUAAGAAACUUAUGGUUUAUAAAGUGUAACUUAUUUUACAGUAAUUCAUUCAUCUUGUCAAAAAGCAAGUGUAGAUUGUGCAAUAAAAUCUUAAAAAGAUGAGUAACCAAAAUCAAGUGAAGAAAUAUUUUGGGAAUGUGCAAUAAAGAAUAAUGGUUGUAAAUGUAAUAAUUUUUUACCUUUGAAAGGUGGAAAUAAUUAUGAUUAAACUCUAGAAAUUUAUUUUAAAAAAUGUGAAAAGAUAUUAAAAAAUAAAAUACCUUCUAAAUGUUGGUUACUUUUAAAUGAUUUAAAAGGAUUAAUUUUUAGAAUGGCUUAAUAAGAUGAUUUAUCAGUUGAUGCUGGUGCUAGUACUUAUGAACAUAAUCUUAAACUAAUUCCAAUCAUGAUGACUGCAAUUUUAUCCUGUAAUAUUACAUAAUAUUCUCAUCUUAUGUCAACUUAAUAAACUUCAUUUGAAUAUAUUUCUAUUGCUAUCAUUGUUGCUUUAUUUCAUCCUUAUUCAGAUUGGCAGCAUUAUUUAAAUGUUUAUUCAAAAGAUGCUAAUCCUCAUUUACUCAAUGCAAUCAAAAUUGUAGAUACCAUAAUGGUGAAUAUUUUAUCUAAAGUAUAAAAUGAUUCAAAUUAUCAAAAAGCCUUAGAUAAAUUUCUCAAUUAAGAUUAAUUUGAUGUAAUUAUUAUUCAUAUAAUUCUUAGAUUGCUCUAUAAUUUGAGAAAUUACCCAUAGAAUACAACAAAAAAUGA
Paramecium sonneborni is the source of this 4151-nucleotide messenger RNA. The record is from the annotation of a GenBank genome assembly. Lineage: Eukaryota; Ciliophora; Oligohymenophorea; Peniculida; Parameciidae.